GUAUGUAUAGUUCAGAAGAAAGACACAAAGAAGAUGUUUGCAAUGAAAUACAUGAACAAAACUGCAUGCAUUAAGAAAGAUGCCAUCAAAAAUGUCCUCAAAGAACAGGAAAUCUUGCAAACGCUGGAGCACCCAUUUUUAGUGAAUCUGUGGUUUACCUUUCAAGAUGAAGAAGACAUGUUUAUGGUGGUUGAUUUGUUACUCGGUGGCGACUUACGAUAUCACAUCCAACAAGAAGUGAAGUUUGAUUCAAACCUAGUACGACUGUAUAUAUGUGAACUCGCACUGGCUUUGGAUUAUCUCAAAUGUUUUUCCAUAUUACACAG
Messenger RNA from Saccoglossus kowalevskii, 326 nucleotides. Its product is annotated as serine/threonine-protein kinase 32B-like. Lineage: Eukaryota; Metazoa; Hemichordata; Enteropneusta; Harrimaniidae. The record is from RefSeq and is a predicted model, not a curated record. Gene Ontology annotation, biological process: G protein-coupled receptor signaling pathway; regulation of signal transduction; protein phosphorylation. Gene Ontology annotation, molecular function: G protein-coupled receptor binding; ATP binding; G protein-coupled receptor kinase activity.